UUUUUCUGUUACUCGCAAAUAGCUCCAAUUUAUACUCAGACUUUAACAACAUUGUGUAAAGAGAAUUUCAAAAUGGAUGAACAAUCAGACAACAAAAAAGCUCACAGGAAAAAGUUGUCAGGACCUAAAGCUGAAAGGAAGAAGUCCAAGCAAGGCCCUGGAAUUGAUCAAAACUUGACCGCUCAGCAGAGAAACCCAAGAGCUUUUUCUAUACAGCAUGCCAACAAGGCAUUGAAAACUGUUCAAAGGACACAAGAUUUAAAGACAAAGAAACAGCAUAUACCAGUUGUUGACCGGACCCCAUUAGAACCUCCCCCGAUCAUAGUCGGUGUAGUAGGGCCUCCUAAAGUUGGUAAAACUACAUUACUGAAAUGUGUGGUGAAAAACUUCACUAAACAACGUCUUACUAAAAUACAAGGACCAGUAACAGUUGUUUCAGGAAAACAGAGACGUUUGACAAUUAUAGAAUGUAAUAAUGACAUUAGUGCUAUGAUUGAUAUUGCUAAAGUGGCGGACUUGGUCUUACUGCUGGUGGAUGCAAGUUUUGGUUUUGAGAUGGAAACGUUUGAAUUUUUAAACAUCUGUCAAGUUCAUGGAUUUCCGAGAAUUAUGGGAGUGUUGACACAUCUGGACUCGUUUAAGGACAGUAAGAAGUUGCGGAAGACAAAGAAGAGGCUUAAACAUAGGUUCUGGACGGAAGUGUAUCAGGGAGCAAAGUUGUUUUACUUGUCUGGUAUGGUAAAUGGAGAAUACCAAAAGACAGAAGUUCACAAUCUGUGUAGGUUUAUAUCUGUGAUGAAAUUCCGACCUUUGACCUGGAGAACAACUCAUCCAUAUAUUCUGGCUGACAGAAUGGAAGAUAUAUCUGAUCCUGAGACAGUACGUCAGUUUAGUAAAACAGAUCGCAACAUAUCUCUGUACGGGUACUUGCACGGCACACACAUGAAGAACAACGUCAAUGUUCACAUUCCCGGCUGUGGAGAUUUCUCUAUACAUGAUUUACAAUUCUUGUCUGAUCCAUGUCCGACACCAGAGAAACAGAAGAAACGAUCUCUAAGUCAGAAAGAUAGACUGAUUUAUGCACCAAUGUCUGGUGUUGGUGGUAUCGUGUAUGAUAAGGAUGCCGUUUAUAUUGACCUUGGUGGAAGUCAUUCGCAUACAGAUGCUCAGAGGGAUGAAGAUGCUCCCCAACCAAUGAAUGAGCUUGUUUCAUCAAUGAUGUCUCUUAACAACCCAUUGGAUAAGAAAAUGACAACAUCAGAGGUUUCACUAUUUUCUGGUGGAAUUAAAAGCUCAGAAAUGAUCAUUGAUGAUGAUGAAGAUGAUGAUGAUGAUGAUUAUAGUGGUGGAAGGCAGUUUGAAACUGUAGAGACUGAUGGCAGAGUCAGGAGAAGAGCUGUGUUUGAUACACAUGUAGACAAGAUGAAAUCUAAUGAUGAUGAAUUUAAAGAUGAUGAUGAUGAUGACAGUGAUGAUGAUGAUGAAAGAGAUGAUGAUGACAAUGGUGGAGAUUAUGAUAUAGAUGAAGAUAAUGAUGAUAUCAGUGAUGAUGAUGAUGAAGAUGAUGAUGAUGAUGAAGAAGAUUCUGAAGAAGAGAGUGAUGCUAGUAAAGUGAAGAAGAAACAGAUUAGAAAGGGCAAUAUCUCUGAGGAACCAAGUCUUGCCUUUGAUGACUCUGAUUCAGAUGAAGGAGAAGAGGAUGAUCAAACUGUAAAAAAGUUGAAAAAAUCAGAUAAUUCUGAUGAUGAAGAUGAUGUUGAUAAUGAUGACAGUUGUAAUAAGUGUGAAAAAAAUCAGAGUGUAAAUAGAAACAAUAAAAAUGGCAGCUCUCUAUUGGUUAAUAGUGAACUGAAAAGUGUAAAGAAAAGUAAAUUGAAUAAUAUAACAAAUUCCAAAAGAAUUGCUAGUAUGGAGGCAGUGCAGAAUAUUGAUGAUACUUUGACUAGUAAAACUGGUAAUGAUAAAUUGACUAGUAAAAAUAAACAGGAAGCAAAUACAAGUAGAAUUGACUCUGAUAGUUCAGAUGAAGGUGAUUCUAGUGACAGUGAUAUUAUAUCUUUUAAACCUACUAGAGAAAAAUCAAGUCCUGUAAAAGGAACAGAAGUUAAACCAAGCAAAACUGAAGGAGAUGAUAAACAGAAAGAUACAUCUGAUAAUGUAAAAGGUGGGAAAUCAUUAUCACAGAAACUGCUGACAUUGUCCGAGACAGAUUACUUUAUGUUGAAUGCUAAGAAGAAGAUUGAGGAUUCACUGGAGGAAAAGGAACCUGAGAAAACUGUAAAUAAUGAUGUCAGUGAUGGAGAUGAAGUGAGUGAGGAUGAGGAAGAUGGAUCAGAGAUGGACGAUGAAGAUGAGGAGGAAGACGGAUCAUUUCGCUGGAAGCAUGAUUUGGCAUCCCAAGCAGCAGCAAACUUCAGACAAAGACAAGCUGGUAGAAUUAACUACAGAAAACUUAUAUAUGGCAAAGAUGAGGAGGAAGCUGUUGGUGAUGAGGGAGGUGAUGAUGAAGACCAGGAUGAGAUUGGAGGGCUUUUUAAGGUGUUGAAACAGAAGAGCGAGGCACAGGCUGUCGACAGGAUAGCUGUUAACAGCACAGAUUGUUCUAAAUGCUUGAAAAAUACACUAAUACAGUUAGAAGUGGAUAAGAUACAGGAAUUGAUAGCAGACUGUUUUGUUACUGGUAAAUGGGAUGAAAAUAAAGAUGCUGAGGCGUUGUUGCAAAAAGAUGAUGAGUUGUAUGGAGACUUUGAAGAUCUUGAGACAGGUGAAAUGCACAAAGGAAAGAAAGAAGACAAUGAUGAUGAUGAUAAUGAUAGUCCUGAUGAUGAUGAUGAUGAUGAUAUAGGUUCUGAUGGGGAGAGAAAGAAACAACCAGAAGAGUUAAAAAAGAAAAAGGCAGACAUGACCGCAGAGGAGAGACGUGCGGAGAAGAAACGUAAACUGAAGGAAAUGUUUGACACCCAGUAUGAUAUGAAGGGAGAUACAGAAUUCUAUGAUAAUUGGAAAGAAGAGCUUGAUCAACAGGCCAAAAUGAAUCGUGCAGUGUUUGAGGACAUGGAUGAUGAGUUGAGGGUUCAGUAUGAAGGCUUCAGACCAGGCAUGUAUGUGAGGGUAGAGAUCCACGGGGUGCCGAGUGAGUUUGUCACCAACUUUGAUCCAACAUAUCCUGUCAUUCUUGGAGGAUUGCUUAGUGUAGAAAACAAUGUUGGAUAUGUGCAGGCAAGACUGAAAAAGCACAGAUGGCAUAAGAAAAUAUUAAAGACGAAAAACCCUUUAAUUAUCUCGCUAGGUUGGCGGAGAUUUCAGUCUAUACCACUAUAUUCUAUACAAGAUCAUAAUAUGAGAAAUAGAUUACUGAAAUACACACCUGAACAUCUACACUGUAAUGCUUCCUUCUGGGGUCCUAUAACCCCACAGGGUACUGGUUUGUUAGCUGUAGAAAGUGUUGCAAAUGUUACAGGUAUGUUCAAUUCUGCACUUGAAGUAGCUAAGUUUGAGGGAGCAAGUGUUCGUACUGUCAGUGGGGUCAGAGGUCAGAUCAAGAAAGCUGCAAAACACCUGAAGGGCAUUUAG
Messenger RNA from Ruditapes philippinarum (Manila clam), 3573 nucleotides. Its product is annotated as ribosome biogenesis protein BMS1 homolog. Gene Ontology annotation, molecular function: GTPase activity; GTP binding; U3 snoRNA binding. The record is from RefSeq and is a predicted model, not a curated record. Bases 73 to 3573 code for a protein of 1166 amino acids. Gene Ontology annotation, cellular component: 90S preribosome; nucleus. Gene Ontology annotation, biological process: ribosome biogenesis; endonucleolytic cleavage of tricistronic rRNA transcript (SSU-rRNA, 5.8S rRNA, LSU-rRNA); maturation of SSU-rRNA from tricistronic rRNA transcript (SSU-rRNA, 5.8S rRNA, LSU-rRNA). The transcript has 19 exons. NCBI's taxonomy places the organism in Eukaryota, Metazoa, Mollusca, Bivalvia, Venerida, Veneridae.